AGAUUCAGCACUUACAUCAAUGUUGCAAGCUUUUUUCAUUUGAGUGACACAUCGCUUCCGACGACUAUAACAGCAUGAGCAUACUGCUCUUUCUGCUGCUUAGCUUUACUUUGAACGUUCAAUGUGCUAAAUGGAACGACUGUGACACCUGCGUACUUUCCGUGUCUAGUUUCGUGGAUUAUCCUCAAAUGAAUAAGAAAAUGCGGAAAAGGGAUAGGCUGAAGCAAGUCUGUACUUUUGUGAGUACACAUGUGGGAGAUUCAAAACCUCUGAAAACAUGUGACACGGUUUUGAGGGAAGUUAUUGCCAAUAAAGCCGUUUUUCGAAAGAUGCAGGGCUACAAAGCGAAAGGACUAAAUAUGAAAUGGUUCUGUGCUAAAGAAUUGUCGAAAUCAUACUGCACGUCCAAAGAUUCAACCAUAAUUCACUUAUGAUGCCUUUUUGCGUUUGGAGUGCGAUU
Molecule: messenger RNA, 460 nt
Organism: Cylicocyclus nassatus
Lineage: Eukaryota; Metazoa; Nematoda; Chromadorea; Rhabditida; Strongylidae
Source: the annotation of a GenBank genome assembly